AUGUCUGAUCCAAACUUUCAUCCAAAUAAAUUCUAUGAAUUGAUAAGUAUCUACAAAUACUAUAUCGAUAUAUAUACAGCAUUGUAUCAACUGAAAACGGAAAAUGAAGAAGAAUUAAGCUCGAUUUACAAAAUGAUCAAAAUAGACUUGAUUGAUUCAAAGAAAUAUCUUCCACAAAAUAUAGUCAAAGAUAUUUUAGAUAUUAUUCCGUAUAAUAAUCGCUAUACAAAGUCAUAUUUAUAUCUUGUCAAACUCAUUUAUGAUGAUUAUCACGUCGAAGAUGUUACAGAUGUUAUACUUGCUUCAAUUUUCCUGUUUUAUAAAGAAUAUGGGAUUAAAUUAAACAAGUCUAGUAAUUUCGAAAAAAUUAAAUCAGAAAAUUUCGAAAUGUAUUUAGAAAAUACAAUUUACCGCGCAAUUAUGUAUGAUAACAAAGAAAGAUUCAUUUUCUUCAUUGAAAGCGAAGAAUUUGACGAAAAUAAAAAACUGAAUAGCGUUUUAUACCCAGAAUCUUUUAAAAGUUAUUCAUUACUUGAAUUAUGUUGUUACUACGGAUCAAUUGAUUGUUUCAAGAUAUUAAUAACGAAAAACGAAGCAAAAAUUUCUCAGGAAUGUCUUCAAUUAUCAUUUUUAGGGAGAAAUGCAGAAAUCAUGAAUGAAUGUUUGAAAUAUCAAAAACCAAAUAAAGAAUGUAUGAAGAAUGCAAUUAUUUCACACAACAUUGACUUUGUUACAUUCUUGAUGAAUCAAUACAAUAUAAAUAUCAAUCUAGAUUAUUGCGGAGAAUUUAAAAAUCUUGAAUCAUUUUUAGUUUAUUUCGAUCAAACUCAUGAUUUUUACAAAUGUUUUGUUUAUUCAGCGAUGUUUGAUACACCAUCCUUAAGCGAAUUUUUCCUUUCACUUGGCCCAAAUAUCAAUGCAAAAUAUACAAUAGGACAAACUGCUCUUCACAUUGCAGUAUCUAAAAAUAGUAAAAAAACAGUCGAAUUCCUUAUUUCACAUGGUGCAAAUAUCAAUGAAAUAGAUAAUAGUGGGCAAACCGCUCUUCAUAUUGCAGAACGGAAUCAAAAUGAAAUAAUGACUGAAUUUCUCAUUUCACACGGUGCAAAUAUCAAUGAAAUAGAUAAUAGUGGGCAAACCGCUCUUCAUAUUGCAGCAAUGUAUAAUAGUAAAGAAGCAGUCGAAUUUCUUAUUUCACAUGGUGCAAAUAUCAAUGUAAAAAAUAAUGAUGGAUAUACCGCUCUUCAUUAUGCAGCAAAAUAUAAUAGAGAAGAAAUUGUUGAAUUACUUAUUUCACAUGGUGCAAUUAUCAAUGAAGAAAAAUAA
Molecule: messenger RNA, 1326 nt
Organism: Trichomonas vaginalis G3
Lineage: Eukaryota; Parabasalia; Trichomonadida; Trichomonadidae
Product: spectrin binding
Exons: 1
Coding region: 1-1326 (441 amino acids)
Molecular function (GO): protein binding
Source: RefSeq, a predicted model, not a curated record